ACUCAGCAGAGACCAGAGCCCUGUGUGGUGCCAGCAAAGGCCAGUGACUGUAAAGAACUUGCCUGGGAGAACAUCCUGGGGUGCACACAGACCAUAGAGUGAAGGCUGCACAGGGGCUCCAUCGUGCCUGUCCCGGCAGCUGAGGAUGCAAGGGGACUACGUGCUAGGUGGGCUCUUCCCCCUGGGCUCGACUGAGGACGCAGAUCUCGGCAACAGGACACAGCCCAACACCACCAAAUGCACCAGGUUCUCGUCGCAUGGCCUGCUCUGGGCACUGGCUGUGAAGAUGGCCGUGGAGGAGAUCAACAGAGGGUCCACCCUGCUGCCCGGGCUGCGCCUGGGCUACGACCUCUUCGACACGUGCUCAGAGCCUGUGGUGGCCAUGAAGCCCAGCCUCAUGUUUAUGGCCAAGGCAGGCGGCCAUGAUGUGGCCGCCUACUGCGACUACACGCGGUACCAGCCCCGUGUGCUGGCCGUCAUCGGGCCCCACUCCUCCGAGCUCGCCUUUGUCACCGGCAAGUUCUUCGGUUUCUUCCUCAUGCCCCAGGUGAGCUACGGUGCCAGUGUGGACCUGCUGAGCAACCGGGAGACGUUCCCAUCCUUCUUCCGCACGGUGCCCAGCGACCGUGUGCAGGUGGCCGCCGUGGUAGAGCUGCUGCAGGAGCUGCAGUGGAGCUGGGUGGCUGCCUUGGGCAGCGACGACACAUACGGCCGGCAGGGCCUGCACCUGUUCUCCAGCCUGGCCGGUACGCGGGGCAUCUGCAUCGCGCACGAGGGCCUGGUGCCGCCCCACGCCCCCCACCUGCAUCCGGGCACCCUGCAGGGGCUGCUGAGCCACGUGAGCCGCACUGGCGUGCAGGUGGUGGUGCUGUUCUCCUCUGCCCAUGCCGCCCGCACCCUCUUCAGCUACAGCAUCCACUGCGGGCUCUCGCCCAAGGUGUGGGUGGCCAGCGAGGCCUGGCUGACCUCGGACCUGGUCAUGACUCUGCCCGGCAUGGCCCAGGUGGGCACUGUGCUUGGCUUCCUGCAACGGGGCACCCCGAUGCCGGCAUUCGCGUCCUACGUGCAGACCCGCCUGGCCCUGGCUGCUGACCCUGCCUUCUGCGCCUCACUGGACGCCGAGCAGCCAGGCCUGGAGGAGCACGUGCUGGGGCCGCGCUGCCCCCAGUGCGACCACAUCACGCUGGAGAACCUGUCUGCCAGUCUGCUGCACCCCCAGACCUUCGCAGCCUAUGCAGCCGUAUACGGCGUAGCCCAGGCCCUGCACAACACGCUGCUGUGCACUGCCUCGGGCUGCCCUGUGCGGGAGCCCGUGCGGCCCUGGCAGCUCCUAGAGAACAUGUACAACCUGAGCUUCCGAGCGCAUGGCCAGGCACUGCGGUUUGACACCAGUGGGAACGUGGACAUAGAUUAUGACCUGAAGCUGUGGGUGUGGCAGGACCAGACGCCUGAGCUGCGCACUGUGGGUACCUUCAAUGGCCGCCUGCAGUUGCUGCCCUCCCAGAUGUGGUGGCACACACCCAGGAACGAGAAGCCAGUGUCCCAGUGCUCACGGAGGUGCAAGAAGGGCCAGGUACGCCAUGUGAAGGGCUUCCACUCCUGUUGCUACGACUGUGUGGACUGCAAAGCAGGCAGCUACCUGCGCAACCAAGACGACCUCUUCUGCACCCAGUGUGACCAGGACAAGUGGUCCCCAGCCCGGAGCCUGCACUGCUUCCCCCGCAGACCCAGGUUCCUGGCGUGGGGGGAGCCGGCCGUGCUGCUGCUGCUCGUGCUGCUGGGCCUGACUCUGGGCCUGGUGCUGGCAGCCCUGGGGCUAUUUGUCCGGCAUCGGGACAGCCCACUGGUUCUGGCCUCGGGGGGGCUGCGGGCCUGCUUUGGCCUGGCCUGCCUGGGCCUCGUCUGCCUCAGUGUCCUCCUGUUCCCUGGCCGGCCCGGCCGUGCCAGCUGCCUGGCCCAGCAGCCACUGCUCCACCUCCCACUCACCGGCUGCCUCAGCACGCUCCUCCUGCAGGCGGCCGAGAUCUUCACGGAGUCGGAGCUGCCGCCCAGCUGGGUGGGUCAGCUGCGUGGCCACCUGCAGGGGCCCUGGGCCUGGCUGGCGAUGCUGCUCGCCAUGCUGGUGGAGGUGGCACUGUGCGCCUGGUACCUGGUGGCCUUCCCGCCGGAGGUGGUAACAGACUGGCAGGUGCUGCCCACGGAGGCGCUGAUGCACUGUCGCGUGCGCUCCUGGGUCAGCUUUGGCCUGGUGCAUGCCACCAACGUCAUGCUGGCCUCCCUCUGCUUCCUGGGCACCUUCCUGGUGCAGACCCGGCCUGGCUGCUACAAUGGCGCCCGCGGCCUCACCUUUGCCAUGCUGGCCUACUUCGUCACCUGGGUCUCCUUUGUGCCCCUCUUUGCCAACGUGCAUGUGGCUUACCAGCCCGCUGUGCAGAUGGGUGCCAGCCUCCUCUGUGCCCUGGGAAUCCUGGUCACCUUCCACCUGCCCAGGUGCUACCUGCUGCUGUGGCGGCCAGAAUGCAACACCCCCGAGUUCUUCCUGGGAGGGGGUCCUGGCGGUGCCAGAGAGCGGGGUGGCAGCAGGGAUGAAGAGGAGACUCAGAGCAAAAACGAGUGACCCUUGACCUGGCGACCUGACCGAGUGAACCCAGACCUAAUGGAGAUGACCCCAAACCAAGUCCCUAUGCAGUGACCUACAGACUGCACCCAACUCUGCUGAGAUUCCCACCUGUAGAUUCUGAUCCCAGGCUGUUUGCUGACCUUGACCUGACAACGACCCCAGGCAUGCAGUGUGCACGUGGGGCUCAGCCCUGAGACCUCACCAUCUGGGGCCCCACAGUCAGGCUGUCCUUGUCCAAGGCAAGACCUGCCCAGGAGCCGCAGCUGGAAAAAGUCCUCUAGAGGGCUGCCCUGCAGCCCAUACCAAGCUCACGCAAAGCCCCCAGCCAGGCCACUUGAAGGCCAAGCUAGGUGUCACUCACCUGGCUGGGCUAUGCCUGGGUUCCCCCACCCAACACCCCUCCCAUCAUCACUGGAGUGGGGGGCUGGUCAGUGGGCUAUAGCUGCCCUGACCAUGGGCCCCAGUGCAGGGCAGAGGCCUGCUGAGGCGGAAUGGGGCACCCAGCCUCCUCCAUCCCUGAGCGAGUAGAACGGGGUCAGCCCACCGCCAGCACCGCGGACAGAGCCCAGGCAGGGUGGGGGGAUCAGUACCAAGGCCAGCGCCAGCCGCCAGGACCCCUGGAGCCAGGAGCCAGCACCACGGACAGAAGACUUCCCGCCAGGUCCUUGCAGGCGGCCUGCACAGCGCGUUAGAGCCUUGUCGCU
Molecule: messenger RNA, 3324 nt
Organism: Rhinolophus ferrumequinum (greater horseshoe bat)
Lineage: Eukaryota; Metazoa; Chordata; Mammalia; Chiroptera; Rhinolophidae
Gene: TAS1R3
Product: taste 1 receptor member 3
Exons: 7
Coding region: 146-2617 (823 amino acids)
Biological process (GO): G protein-coupled receptor signaling pathway; sensory perception of umami taste; sensory perception of sweet taste
Cellular component (GO): membrane
Molecular function (GO): sweet taste receptor activity; G protein-coupled receptor activity
Source: RefSeq, a predicted model, not a curated record